AUGAGCGACAGCGACAGCGAGAUCGACAGCAUGCUUCACGCGUUGGGACUCCCGCCUUCGCAGAGAAGCACCGGAUCGGCAUCAUCGUCGCAACCAACUAGUACUAGUUGCCGCGCACCACUGUUACCACGACAGCCAAUACCGGAUUCAUCCAUUGUCGACCUAUCCGAGACGUCUCCAUUGACAAAACGAUCCAAAGUUCGUUCGAGCCCGAUCCUCGCCCCUGCCGCCAAUGUCUACUCUGCUCCUCCCGUUUGUGAUGUGAUUGAACUCACAAGCGACAGCGAGCCCGACACUCAUCGACACACGCGAUCGCCAAGUCCUUCGAAUCCCGUGGAUGUCUCCAUUAUAAGCAUCAAUACGAACUCGGACGAGGAAGAGCCCAAUGCCUUGCUCCACAAUGACGACGACAUCCUUCCGUACGAGGACGAGGAUUACUUCAAUGCGAUGCAGCAAGGAACACUGACAUACAGCCCUACGUCCGACAUUUCGAUGGCUCUGCCUCCUUCAACACCAUCCACAUCUCUAGUGACCCCAGACCCGGUUACUACCCGACCAUCACCACCACGACCUGUCCCACCUUCGCGACCUCGAAAGCGUUCCAAACCGGUGCUCUAUGUCGCACUGGAAGCUUCGUGGAGUGAAUCGGAAGCUGCAGUGAAGUUCAAAGAGGCACUGGCUUCCCAUACACCGAAACCCAUCCCACUCGUCCCUGCCAUUCAGUGUGACGUAUCAUCCGUCGUGCUCUGGGAUCAUGCUGCUACGUUGGGCGCUUCAAAUGAGCCGAUCUUGACGCGAGUGCCCAUGGCAUGCCGAGUGUUUCCAGCGUUGGACUUCCUCGCAGCCAUAGACGCGCAAUACGCCCCCAUUUACGACGUGAUAGGUCAGCUUCGGAAUGUGCUCAACGACUCGACUGCGCGGAUCUUUCUUGUCGUGGAAGGUAUGGACAAGGCCCUAAUUGCAGAGCAACGCAAGCAACGAAAGACGCCGCUGACGUUUGCGCACGUCCAACACGCAUGCGUGCAUUUGUUCAUGAAUUCUUUCUGCCACAUCAAGUUCACUACCGACGUCAACGAUACCGCGCAAUACUUGUACUCUCUCACAAGAGAAAUCGGCCUGCUUCCACAAGCGGACGAGGUGGACUUUUUGACGCAUGUUGGUCGACUCACUUCGCUUCGCGCGACCCCAGAUGGAGACACUUCCAACGAGCUGACUAAUACGUGGCUGCGCAUGCUCCAAAUGGUCCCAGGAAUGAGCGAAGAACGAGCUCAACGAGUCGUGGGGUUUUAUCCAACGAUGCAGUCGCUGCUACAAAUAUAUCACAACCCGGCGCUACCAGUCGAGGCAAAGGAAGUCGUCCUUGCGGAGAAAAUCAAUGCCAACUCGAUCGAAAUCGUACUCUCCAAGCGAAUAUACACCGUGUUCACAUGCACGGACCCCAAUCGUGUCGUGUAAAGCCUCAUACAAACGUCACUCUCGAACGUUCUCGAAGACACAAUGCCUCGUUUGCGUCCGCACAUCAGACACAGAAAAAUUCGACCCCAUCGCACCAAGUUGCGUCGUCGG
This is a messenger RNA of Aphanomyces invadans, 1566 nucleotides long. RefSeq lists its product as hypothetical. NCBI's taxonomy places the organism in Eukaryota, Oomycota, Saprolegniomycetes, Saprolegniales, Verrucalvaceae. Gene Ontology annotation, cellular component: Holliday junction resolvase complex; nucleus. Gene Ontology annotation, biological process: resolution of meiotic recombination intermediates; mitotic intra-S DNA damage checkpoint signaling; double-strand break repair. The record is from RefSeq and is a predicted model, not a curated record. The transcript is spliced from 10 exons. Bases 1 to 1455 code for a protein of 484 amino acids.